Molecule: messenger RNA, 1187 nt
Organism: Pollicipes pollicipes
Lineage: Eukaryota; Metazoa; Arthropoda; Thecostraca; Pollicipedomorpha; Pollicipedidae
Product: cytosolic Fe-S cluster assembly factor NUBP2 homolog
Exons: 10
Coding region: 129-1187 (352 amino acids)
Biological process (GO): iron-sulfur cluster assembly
Cellular component (GO): cytosol
Molecular function (GO): ATP-dependent FeS chaperone activity; nucleic acid binding; ATP binding
Source: RefSeq, a predicted model, not a curated record
AUGCGCGAUUCCCAUGUGUUUUGGUGUUGGUCAGUGGCAGAGCGUGUUGCUAUUGGGGCGCCGAACGGUUUCCUCGCCACUGUAAGGUCAAGUGCAGUCUGUGGACUGCCAUCCUGUAGGUCAUUGUAAUGGAUACCUCAGGUGACCUGGCUGCUCCGCUGGCGGGUGUGAAGCAUGUCAUCCUCGUCAUGUCGGGCAAGGGCGGGGUCGGCAAGUCGACAGUGGCCACGCAGCUGGCUCUGGGCAUUCGCGCGGCCGGCUAUCGGGUGGGCAUCCUGGACAUCGACCUGUGUGGCCCGAGCAUCCCCCGCAUGCUGGGUCUGGAGGGCAAGGACGUCCACCAGUGUCCACAGGGCUGGGUGCCGGUGUACGCUGACACGGAGCAGACGCUGGCCGUCAUGUCCAUCGGCUUUCUGCUGACGGACCGGCACGAGGCGGUGGUGUGGAGAGGGCCCAAAAAGACAGCCAUGAUCAAGCAGUUUGUGACGGACGUGGCGUGGCAGGACGUGGACUACCUGCUGAUCGACACGCCGCCGGGCACCUCCGAUGAGCACAUCGCCAUCCUGGAGAGCCUCAAGUCGCUCCGCUGUGACGGUUGCGUGCUGGUGACGACGCCUCAGAACCUGGCCGUGGGCGACGUGCGACGCCAGGUGACCUUCUGCCGGCGCACCGGGCUCCGGCUGCUCGGCCUGGUGGAGAACAUGAGCGGCUUCGUCUGCCCCAACUGCUCGGAGUGCACCAACAUCUUCUCGUCGGGCGGUGGCGAGGCGCUGUCGUCGGUGGCGGGCGUGCCGUUCUUGGGGCGGCUGCCGCUGGAGCCGCGGCUAGCUGCCGCACUGGACGCCGCCUUUACUGAGUACGUGCAGAGUGCAGAGACUAGUGAGAUUCGCGUGAAUCCGUACCACCCGGCGGAGUCGGAUGCGGCGGAGCAGGCCAACCGCAAAGUGAAGUCAGCACUGCAAGCGGCAGACCAGAUUGGCGAGAACCGUGUCCAGUACCUGCAGAAGUUCCUACAGCAGUACCGGAGUACGCCGCACGCCACCACCGGAGUCAGCCCAUCUGUGCUGUUGCACGGCAGACGACUGAUGACCAAGCUGCACGCGGCAGCCGCUGAGUCGCCUCACAGCGAGACGAAGAUGCAGCAAGAGACGCUGAGGAGCGGCCGGCUGCAGGAGCGACCGCGGUGA